Molecule: messenger RNA, 1491 nt
Organism: Neltuma alba
Lineage: Eukaryota; Viridiplantae; Streptophyta; Magnoliopsida; Fabales; Fabaceae
Product: amino acid transporter AVT1H
Exons: 3
Coding region: 78-1472 (464 amino acids)
Biological process (GO): amino acid transmembrane transport
Cellular component (GO): vacuolar membrane
Molecular function (GO): L-amino acid transmembrane transporter activity
Source: RefSeq, a predicted model, not a curated record
UUAGCUAGCUCCCUUCCUUCUGCUUCCCUUCCCUUCUCUGUCUCCUUCGCUUUCACCAGACGCUACAUGUAUGUACCAUGUUGAAAUCUGUGGAGGAAAGCCUUACGAAGAAGAAGAACAAGAAGAAGAACCAAUCAGCCAGUGAUGAGUCAGCGAAUGGUGUUGAGUGGACAAAGUGCAACGUGUGCUUAGAGCUCAGCAACCCCCAAUACUGCAACUGUGGCGUCCACGCCAUUAUUGAGGAUGCCAACGCGGCUGAUGCUGAACCCAAUUGUUCUUUUGCUCAUGCUGUCAUCAACAUGGUCGGGAUGCUCACAGGUUUGGGGCAAUUAUCAGCGUCAUAUGCUGUAGAAGAGGGAGGGUGGGCAUGCGCAGUGAUAUUCCUGAUAGGGCUUGCGAUAACCUGUGCUUAUAGCUGUCUCCUUCUUGGGAAAUGCAUGGACAAGAACCCUAAGCUAAGAAGCUACGCAGACAUAGGCGAAGAAGCCUUCGGAAGAAAAGGAAGAAUGGUGGCAUCAACCCUCAUCUACACAGAGAUCUUCAUGGCCCUUGUCUCCUACACUAUCUCACUACACGACAACUUGUUCACUGUCUUCAUGGGAUCCCAUUAUCUCAAGCAUUUGCGGCUGCCUAAGUUACUGUCACCUUCUCAGCUCCUCACUGUUCUUGCUGUGCUCAUUGCGAUGCCUAGCUUGUGGCUCAGAGAUCUCUCCUCUAUUUCUUUCCUGUCCUCUGCUGGUGUUCUCAUGUCUCUGAUUAUUUUCUCGUCUGUCGUUGCCACUCCCAUUUUCGGGGGCGUUAAGGUUAACCACCGCAUCCCUGUUCUUCAGAUCCAUAAUGUCCCUUCUGCUUCUGGCCUCUUCAUCUACAGCUUUGGCGGACACGUCGUGUUCCCUGAUCUCUAUAAAUCCAUGAAGGACCCCUCCAAGUUCACCAAGGUUAUAAUAGUGAGCUUCUCGAUAGCUACACUACUGUUUACAACGCUGGGAUUCAUGGGUGCGAAGAUGUUUGGGCCACAAGUAAAGUCACAGAUAACUCUGAGCAUGCCAGAGAAUUUCAUAGGGACAAAGAUUGCGGUGUGGGCGACCGUGAUAACACCAAUGACCAAAUAUGCUCUCGAGUUCGCCCCACUCGCUAUUCAGUUACAGCACAGGCUUCCCAGUUCAAUGAGGAACAGAAGCAGGAUGAUGAUAAGAAGCACGGUGGGGUCAGUGCUGCUGUUGGUCAUUCUAGCACUGGCUCUUUCUGUGCCUUACUUUGAGGAUGUUCUUUGUCUCACUGGCUCACUUUUGACUGUCUUCAUAAGCUUGAUCUUUCCAUGUGCUUUCUACACUAAGAUCUGUUGGGGACAAAUGUCAAACACUGUCUUAGCCUUCAACUCGUGUCUCAUCGCUCUGGGCCUUGUCCUUGGAGUUAUGGGCACCAUUUCUUCUUCCUCCUCACUCCUCAGCAAUCUUCAGCCUCAUCACUGAUGAUCAUCAUCAGCUUAAU